AGGACUGGCUCGUCUCAAUCCUGUAAAGGUUCCUGAUCCUACCCCGCGAGUUGAGUCCUACCUCAGCAAUUUAUGGCGGCCAGGAGAAAGACAACCCUUAGCCCAAGCCAAGUAUGCUAUAGAGGCCAAGUUGGCCGACAGCGGAAUCUACACUCUGACGACCUUGCCCCGGCCACCCAAGAGAUCAAGUGUCGAGUCACCGCCGUCAUAUCCUUCUACCCUCGACGCGGAAGAUCUAAUGGUAGACACGCCUCAGAUUAACCCUAAGCGAGCUAAAAGGAGCGAGAAGAGCGAGAAGACGGACGAGACGAUCGACUGGCCAUGUCCAUAUCGGAAGCGGAACCCGCUUCGCUUCAACCUGAACGACCACCCGUCGUGUGCUCUGCAUCCCUUUCAGGAUAUCAAAACACAUAUCCGGGAUUUCCACCAGCUUGGAGAUAGACACCGCUGUCCACGGUGCAAAAAGGUCCUCCUGGACUCCCGGCAGUACGACGCGCACUUGCAGCUCCCAAUCGAGCAGAUGUGUGCCCUCUCAUCCGAGACUCCGCCACGCGACUUUGAAGACGGCAUCACCGUUGACCUGGAUACCCUGCUAGCCCGGGUUUCGAGCUACGAACCCUGGGCCACGCAGCUCCGGGGCGGUCGUUCUGCGGGCGUGGUUCAUCAGUGGGCAUUACUUUGGGCUGCGCUCUUUCCAGAGGACAUUCGCGUCCCGUCACUGCGUAGGUUCCUCUUCUUCAAGUCCACCAAAGCAAAAAAGCGUGCUCUUUCAUCUACUCUAGGAGCGACUUCCGACUUCCACAGUUAGAUCUACCACCAAAGCCAAACGGCAAAGCAAACCGUGGAAACCAAAACUAACUUAUCGCAUCACAGAAUUCGAGCCCGUGGUCGAGCACUUCGCC
Messenger RNA from Lasiosphaeria miniovina, 902 nucleotides. RefSeq lists its product as uncharacterized. The transcript has 2 exons. The record is from RefSeq and is a predicted model, not a curated record. The coding region runs from base 239 to 808 and encodes 189 amino acids. NCBI's taxonomy places the organism in Eukaryota, Fungi, Ascomycota, Sordariomycetes, Sordariales, Lasiosphaeriaceae.